Symbiodinium sp. CCMP2592 is the source of this 462-nucleotide messenger RNA. Lineage: Eukaryota; Dinophyceae; Suessiales; Symbiodiniaceae. The record is from the annotation of a GenBank genome assembly.
AUGGACCUUGAGAGGAGCCUGUCCACCUUCAGCCAAACGAAGCCCGAGGACGUCAUCAACGACAUAAAGAAAGCUUUCUGCGAGAACUUCGAGAUCGAGUACAAAGUGAAAGGGAAGAAGGGAGCCCUUGAGCACCCGUGUUGCACGGAGGCCAAGACGUGUUUCGGAAAGGCGGAGGCGCAGCCGCAGACGGGAAUGUGCCAGGCCGAGUGCACCGUGGAGGCUCUGGCAGGCAUCACGUCUCGCGGGAUCAAGCAGCACGAGCGGUUCUGGGCGCCUCGGGCAUGCGUCACGUUGCCAGAGGAGAAGACACUAGUGGCGCAGCAAACGAGCGCUGCGGCAAAGGACAUCGAGGUGGUGGCGGACGAUUUUCGUGACUCUGUGAGAGAGCUCGGGAAGCUCGACAUGAAGGUUUUCGAUGACCACCUGACCGAGAGGCUGCACGUGGUUUGCGGGAACUAG